AUGUUUGUGGCAAGUCCCCACCAGCAGCGUGGCCAGAGGCAUUCAGCUGCUGAUGUUGCCUCCAUUCUCGCCCAAUUUGGCCUUCUACGAACGCUGCCACAAGGAGUAUCAGAAUGGGUUGAGACUCUCAACUUGAGAGCCAUGCUGCUGGAGACCAACUCACCGGCUUUCUACUGGUGGAAGUUUUACAGCCUGGUCACCCACGCUUACAACAACUCCCCAUUACCUGGCUCCUCUUUAGCUGCUGCUGCUGUCACCCCUAAUGACUUGUAUCUUGCCAAGGGAUCUACAACGUUGCUACCCGGUGGAGCUGCUGAUCUCCCUUUAUCGCCCGCUGCCGAGCACUUUAUUGAGGCAUUUGAAGCUAUUCCCCCCUCCGAGCUGGCCUCUAACUAA
Perkinsus marinus ATCC 50983 is the source of this 396-nucleotide messenger RNA. RefSeq lists its product as hypothetical. NCBI's taxonomy places the organism in Eukaryota, Perkinsozoa, Perkinsida, Perkinsidae. The record is from RefSeq and is a predicted model, not a curated record. The coding region runs from base 1 to 396 and encodes 131 amino acids. The transcript has a single exon.